Molecule: messenger RNA, 207 nt
Organism: Notechis scutatus (mainland tiger snake)
Lineage: Eukaryota; Metazoa; Chordata; Lepidosauria; Squamata; Elapidae
Gene: AKAIN1
Product: A-kinase anchor inhibitor 1
Source: RefSeq, a predicted model, not a curated record
AUGGUGUUUGCUCCAGGGGAUAAAUCUGGAACCGGACAGGAAGAAACAAAACUGCAGAAUGCCAGCAAAUUGAUUGUGCAUAUGGCCAUUCAGCAGGCAGUCCAGCAGUUCUCUCAGGAGAUCCACCCAAAGGAAAAAGGCACAGACAACCAUGUGAGCCUGCAGUUUGAAAGAGGGCAAUUAACCAAGAAGCACAAGAAGAAGUAA